UGGUUAAACCCACCUAGCGGGAUUUCUGCUAAACUUGAAGAAAGGAGAGAUAAGCAUGUAAGUCCAAGGCUUGGUUAGAAAAUUCUGGAGCCUGAGCAAGAGUUGGUUAAAGAAACUUUGUCAACCCUGCUCCCUAAUGAGAUUUUUCCUCUUAAACUGCCUACUUCCUCUGUUCUGCGGGGUUCUGUUAAAGAGAAGCCUAUGAUGCUUGUUAAAAGAGUAAACUAGACUAUUCAAGACUAUUGCAAUGUCAUCUCUGAAUGCAGCUGAGACAGGUGCAGAUCUGUAGCUAAGGAGCAGAGUGAUGGCGGUCAGUGAUGGAAAAUCUCCAAGAGGUGCCAUGAGGAGGGGGCUUAUUGCUAAACAGGCCUAACAGGAUUCUUGCUCAAGGAGGGUCAAGGACAUCAAUUCAUUAAAGGUGGGGGAUGAGGAACUAGAUCACAUAUCACAGCGGGAAUACUGUGAAACUGGGUGGGGCCAGCCAAAGACAAGCCUACAGCUCAGAGGAAGCUGGCUGGGGUUUGCUGAAGGAGAGGGUCUUUGUCAGCUUCCAGACAGACAUUUGUGCCCGUUACUGAAGGCGCCAUGGAUGCUGUGGAACUUGCCAGAAAGCUGCAGGAGGAGGCCACGUGCUCCAUCUGUCUUGACUACUUCACAGACCCCGUGAUGACCACCUGUGGUCACAAUUUCUGCCGAGAGUGCAUCCAGCUGACCUGGGAGAAGGCCAAAGGCCAGAAAAAGAGGAGAAAGCGGAAGGGCACCUUCCCCUGCCCUGAGUGCCGCGAGCUGUCCCCCCAGAGGAACCUGCGGCCCAACCGUCUGCUGACCAAGGUGGCCGAGAUGGUGCGGCAGCACCCCAGCCUGCAGAGCAGGGACCUGUGCCAGGCGCACCAAGAGCUGCUCAAACUCUUCUGUGAGGAUGACCAGAGGCCCAUCUGCAUCAUCUGCAGGGAGUCCCAGGAACACCGGCCCCACAGGGUGGUCCCUAUCGAGGAGGCCGUGCAAGAGUACAAGUUGAAGCUGGAGGAGGACAUGGAGUACCUUCGAGAGGAGAUGAUGAAGACUGGAGAGCUGCAGGCCAAGGAGGAACAGACCUUGGCCGAGUGGCAGGAGAAGGUGAAGGAGCGGAGGGAGCGCAUCAUGGCCGAGUUUGAGAAGAUGGGCCUCCUCCUGAUGGAGGAGAAGCAGCGCCUGCUCCAGGCCCUGAAGAAGGAGGAGGAGGAGACAGUGGCCGAGCUGCAGAAGAGCACAGCCUCUCUGAAGCAGCAGAGUCACUCCUUAGAGAGGCUGCUCCUGCAGCUGGAGGACAGGAAUGAGCGCACUCCGCUCCAGAUGCUGCAGGAUAUGAAAAGCCUCCUCAGCAGGAAGAACAGCCUGAGUGUGCAGUACCCAGAGGCUACCUCCAUCAUACUGAAGACCAUUUGUAGGGUCCCAGGGCAGAUAGAGGUCCUCAAGAGUUUCCAAGAGGAUGUGGUACCCGACCCCUCCACGGCAUACCCCUACCUCUUCUUGUACGAGAGCCGCCAGAGGUGCUACCUGAGCACCCCGAUGGAUGGCGCACCCCGUGGCAAGGACAGGUUCCUCGCCUAUCCUUGUGCGGUUGGCCAAGAGACCUUCUCCUCGGGGAGGCACUACUGGGAGGUGGGCAUGAACCUCACCGGUGAUGCCCUGUGGGCCCUGGGCGUGUGCAGGGACAACGUGAGCCGGAGGAACAGGGUCCCCAAGUCCCCAGAAAAUGGGUUCUGGGUGGUGCAGCUAUGCAAGGGAAAGAGGUACGCACCUGCCACGUUUCCCCCAACUUCCGUCACACUGACCGAGCCUCCGAGCCACAUGGGCAUCUUCCUGGAUUUUGAAGCUGGAGAGGUGUCCUUCUACAAUGUGAACAAUGGGUCCCACCUGCAUACCUACUCUCAGCCUGCCUUCCCUGGCCCCCUGCAGCCCUUCUUCUGCCUUGGGGCCCCCAAAUCAGGCCAGAUGGUCAUCUCUACAGUGACUCUGUGGGUGAAGGGAUAGGGGCGCAGGCUGGUGGAGCCUGGGCAACCCUCCUUUCUCCAGAAGGUGAGGUUGGUCCCACUCAGCAAGGCCCACCUGCCCAGCUUAUCGCAAAUGAGGCAUUUGCAAGCCAUCGGCUGUGCAGGCUGGUUUUACAAAGUGGAAAUAGAACCAUGAUUAAAGCAGUUAAUCAUUAA
Molecule: messenger RNA, 2189 nt
Organism: Odocoileus virginianus texanus
Lineage: Eukaryota; Metazoa; Chordata; Mammalia; Artiodactyla; Cervidae
Gene: TRIM17
Product: tripartite motif containing 17
Biological process (GO): regulation of gene expression; protein ubiquitination
Cellular component (GO): cytoplasm
Molecular function (GO): protein binding; zinc ion binding; ubiquitin protein ligase activity
Source: RefSeq, a predicted model, not a curated record